UACCGUGCUUGGACUCUGUCACAGGUUUUUAUUCUCUGAAGUGGGUACAUCAGAGCCACCAGGUGUGAGCUGUGUUGACUGCCAUUACUUAUUUCUUUGCUCUCAGUUAUGUCUGGGACGAUGGCUCUGCGAAUCCCCAGAGGCCUUUGGACAGCAGCUUUGAUGGUGACGCUGGUGGUGCUGAGCGCCCCAGUGACUGAGAGCAGAGAUUCUCCACAGGAUUUCGUGUUCCAGUUUAGCCCCAAGUGCUACUUCACCAACGGGACGCAGCGGGUGCGGUUUUUGGAGAGAUACAUCUACAACCGGGAGGAGUACGUGCGCUUCGACAGCGACCUGGGGAAGUACGUGGCGGUGACCGAGCUGGGGCGGCUGGAAGCCGAGUACUUCAACAGCCAGCAGGACAUCCUGGAGGAGACGCGGGCGGAGGUGGACACGGUGUGCAGGCACAACUACGAGAACGAGGAGGCCCGCACGACCCUGAAGCGGCGAGUGGAACCUUCAGUGACCAUCUCCCCAUCCAAGACAGAGGCUCUAAACCACCACAACCUGCUUGUCUGCGCGGUGACAGAUUUCUAUCCAGGCCACAUCAAAGUCCGGUGGUUCUGGAACCACCAGGAGGAGACAGCUGGCAUCGUGUCCACCCCCCUUAUCAGGAAUGGGGACUGGACGUUCCAGAUCCUGGUGAUGCUGGAAAUGACCCCCCAGCGAGGAGACGUCUACACCUGCCACGUGGAGCACCCCAGCCUCCAGAGCCCCAUCACGGUGGAGUGGCGAGCACAGUCUGAAUCCGCCCAGAGCAAGAUGCUGAGUGGCGUCGGGGGCUUCGUGCUGGGGCUGCUCUUCCUCGGGCUGGGCCUUGUCAUCCAUCACCGGAAACAGAAGGGUCUUCAUGGCCCCCUGCCAGGGCUCCUGCGCUGACUCCUGAGGACACUUGGACUGGCCUUGGUCUUCUCUCUUCUGAAAUGCCUGCCCGCCCUUGCCCAGAAUUCCCAGCUGCCUGUCAGCCUGCCCCUCUGAGGUCAGAGUCCUACAAUGACACUAAUGGACUCAGGUCACCUCCUGUGACCCCCACCCCAAGGAUCUGCCUGCCAUGCUGCUUCCUGCACGGACCCCGGGAGCCUCCCAGCAGCAUCUGCUCAGGCCCCAGGGUGUUUUUCUGUGUCUUUUCUCCCCCCACAGACUGUUCAAGAGAAGCACAUCAAAACCAUUUACCUGCCUACAGCUUUCAUCAUAAUUAAAUGUAUUAUGAGUUAUCUGUAUCCUGAACCCCCUUAAAUGAGCGGAGGUAGGAAAGCAAUGCAGAAUGAAAGUUAACAUAUUUUGAGGUGACCCAACCAACUUGGGACCAGAAGGAGGGGUUGUUCCUUGAAAGGAGACUAGAAGCAUCUUUGGGUGCCAUGUAAGGGUGGAAAGAGGAGACAGAAGAUCAUUUCAAUCAUAACAUCCUUCCUGGUUCUUUAGUACUGAUGUUGAGUGCAGUGGUCUCAGGAUGUACCGCCCCUCGUCCUGUCUGGUGAGAACUUAAGUAGCACAGUGGAAUUGUUUGCACUCAUACAGUAGCCUCUGGUCGCUGGUGUUUCAAGUAUAUCCUGGCAAGUCACAUUGAUUGUGAUCAAUUUUUAUAUUUGAGAAAGUAUAACCAGCAAUAAAAGUACUAUUUUUGGUUUCAAAUGA
Molecule: messenger RNA, 1674 nt
Organism: Hipposideros armiger (great roundleaf bat)
Lineage: Eukaryota; Metazoa; Chordata; Mammalia; Chiroptera; Hipposideridae
Product: boLa class II histocompatibility antigen, DQB*0101 beta chain-like
Exons: 6
Coding region: 109-918 (269 amino acids)
Biological process (GO): antigen processing and presentation; immune response
Cellular component (GO): MHC class II protein complex; membrane
Source: RefSeq, a predicted model, not a curated record